Durusdinium trenchii is the source of this 1290-nucleotide messenger RNA. NCBI's taxonomy places the organism in Eukaryota, Dinophyceae, Suessiales, Symbiodiniaceae. The record is from the annotation of a GenBank genome assembly.
AUGAGCAGCGGUUUGAUCGAUGAGGCAGUGGAAUCUCCGGCAUCUUACCUUGUGAGGCUAUAUCACUGCUGUUCUCGAUUUCUUACAGCACUUGUCAUCGUGACUUUGACGACAUGGGCUGCGUUUUGUCUUGGUGAAAGCGCGUGCAUCGGUGAGCCUAAAAGGCCAAGAGACUCCCUAACCCAUUAUGCCACCAUGGUCCUUGUGCCUACAGGCGCAGCAGGUCUUGGAGCACUUUGCUUGUGGUGGAAUGCCUCAACGCCACAUAUCCUAAAGGCCACUCACUUCCUGGUGGUGAACUGGGUUGGAGGUUUGGCUUCCCUGGGCCUCCUCAACUCUAAUUCCUCCAAUUGCAACGUUUCGACCAAUAUGUGGGUGGUUCUGAGAAUUCUGAUGCAAGUUACUGAAUUUGUCCUUUUACAAGGGCUAAUCCAGCAUCGUUUUCAGAGUUUCUGGCCGGUGCUGAAUCAGCCACGGCUUGCCAAUUGCUUGCCACGAAUGUUUAAGACGGAAGUCUUUUUGCUUGUGGCCGGGUCUGUUCUUGCUUUUGUUUUCGUGUUCGUCCACCUGUCUGUUGUUCCGACGUGGGGGUAUGUGGCGACAUGGGGGUUGCUGACAUUAGUCCUCCUUUGCUUUUUCACCUGGGUGGUGUUAGUUGUUCUCACUUUGUGCUCUGUGGUUCGGAAGCUCCAUGCGGCUGAACGCCUGGGUGCUGAAGAAGGGAGUCUGGAAUGGUGCAAGGCUUGUCGAAGAGUCCGCCGAGCAGCCUUGCUGCAAGGCUUUGGGAUGACAAUCACAUUGAUGACCACGACCAUUUUCUGUGGCAUGGCUAUUUUGGCAUCAGAGGACCUAAUGGAAGAUCUUGAUGCAGAGGCUCAGGCGGCUAGGCUGAAUGCUGCUGUAAUUGCCCAAAUUGUGAACCUGCUUGUCAACGUCCUUGGCGUUUUCUUGUUUUCCGGAGCCUACCGGAUGACGUGGCAGAGCUCAAAAUUGCUCGCAUCUCCAGAAUCUUCCCCCUGCAAAUGGCAACCUAAAAGCCCACAAGAUGACCGGUGGGAAGCCAAGACCAAAGAGCUUGCUAGCCGUGGACUGCGUCUCCGGGAUUUGUUGGCCUUUUACAAAAGGUUGGGGCAGGAUUUGAUGCUUUCGUACGAGCCUGGCGUUCACACUACCCAAGAUGUUGUGAGACUGGCCAUCAUUCCUGAGACUUCAUCGUGUCGCAGCUCCUAUGCCCAACUUGUGAAUCCUGGAGCCCAAGGUUUAACGCCUCGAGCCGGAGAGUUGGUUUGA